AGUUCGCAGUGGACAGCGCGCGCGGACGGAGUCUCGCGCUCUACCUAAUUUAGAAUCAUCGUCGCGCACGUCUCAGUGCUACACUAAAACGAACAAAGGGUGCUUCCUAGUUUUAUUUAGAAUUAAUAGGGCGACAUGGCGAUACACUGCCCGAGGCUCUGGUGGCUCGCCGUGGCGCUUAUGUUGUGGGCACCACGCACACAAUGCCGGGAAAUCACACACGAAGACAUCAAAGAAGCCAUGCUAUCGUUAGUCCACAUGAUCAGGAUGUCAGAAGACAAACUAGAAAGGCACGAGUUCAGAGAAAAAGCGCUUGGCGAGCAAGUAAAGAAAAUGCUAGGUAACCUAGACAAGAAGCAUAGAGCCUUAGAACCGUUGAAAGGCAUGAUCUCAAGGCUAGAUGAGCGGUUGUCGAAUGUAGAAACUAUACUGUUACAGAAAGAAGAAAGAGAAAAGGCGUCUCAGACCAAAAUUAAUGAGGUGCUUGGGAAUAUAGAGAAGGCUCUCGUGGCACUGGCACCGGACGCCGCGCCUCGAGGAGAUUUAGACAACAGUCUGUCUGGCAGCAGUGACGCUUUAAUAAGUAGGCUUGAUGCUACUGAUGCGAAGAUUGAAGCUGUGAAGACAGAGAUCAAGGGUCUGAAGAGUAGUUUAAGUCCGGAAGCGCUCCGUGGCAUGUGUUUAGAAGUAAGCUCUGACAUGAAUCCGUUCGAGAAGCACAUAACCGAAGCCGAGAAACUCCUCAAUAAGUAUGAAACGAAGCUGAACCAGUACAACGGUACUAAGGUGCAGACAGACUUCGUGCCGCUGAACGAGGUCUCACUAGCUGAUGAAGCGUGGCAUAGCAAGAUGAGUGAAGUGAUGGAACGCCAAGAGAAGGAAAUAAUAAAGAUUCAACGUCUGCUGUCUGACGCGGAAAGCAUGUGGAAAGAUCUGCCCAGACUCGCCGACCUGCACCGCUCCACCAACCAAACCAUGGAGUCCAUCAACAAAUCCACUGAAUCCUUACUUAUUAACAACGAAAUGGCUGUAACUAAGAUAUUGAACAAAUUCCGUGAGAUGGGUGAGCGGCUGGUGACCACCAACGAGGACGUACAGCGCAGCUUGACGCAGAGCAACACCACGACUGAGCGGGCCUACGCAGACAUCUCCAGGAGCUACGAAACUUUACGAACUGAGGUACAACUGCUGUCAAAGAGCGAACGUAUGAUCGUAGACACGGCGGAUAACGUCGUAGCAAUCAAGAAACGGUUUGAAUAUGGAGUCCAUCAGAUACUGAUGGAAGUCGGCGAACUCAUCAAACAACAACACAAGACCAUGAACAAAACUGUCAAUGUCAAAUUAGAAAACAUUGAAAAAACAAUAUCGAAAAAACAGACUAUCGCGCUAAACACAUUAGGAUCGAAAAUCGAAUCGGAGAUGUCACAAGUAUGGCGGCAGAUCGGCAUUAUGCACCAACAAAUCAUGAUGAGCAGCCAGGCGUUGAACAAACUCUCAGCAUUCUCAGAGGAGUACGUUAAUGCCAGUACACCGAAAAUGGAUAAAAUGAAAAAGGAGAUGGACGGCAUCACGACACGCAUUGUUGAUUUAGGGACGAACCUUAACUUCGUGAUUGGAGAACUCUCGGUAGCAACCCGCGAGUUCCGACAAAUGGCGCUCGGCCUCACGAAAGUACUCAACCAGUCUACUAAGCCCACCACGGCCUCACCUACCACUAAAGACGCCGGCCCCGGACCUCACAAGAUUGAAAGCGAAGAGAAAUUACCAUAAAUAAAUAACUGAUACCAAAUAACAUAGAAAUAUUUAAUUAAC
Molecule: messenger RNA, 1812 nt
Organism: Spodoptera litura
Lineage: Eukaryota; Metazoa; Arthropoda; Insecta; Lepidoptera; Noctuidae
Source: RefSeq, a predicted model, not a curated record